ACAGAGCAAGAUGGCUAUAAAACGUAGGCUACGAGUUGUAAAACGACUAUUGCUGCAAACAUGUCCACUGGAAUGUGUUUGCUUCGGUUUCGCAUUCGACCAAAAGAAGACAGACUAAGUGCUUUACCGGACUCACUUCUCGAUCACAUCCUCUCAUUCCUUCCAACAAAACACGCCGUCGCCACAAGCAUCCUUUCCAAACGUUGGAAACCACUCUGGCGCUCACAACUCAGCCUCUACUUCGAUGACAGAUCCUUUCCAAGCACCUUCUCCUUUUGCCAAUUCUUCUAUUCCUUCGUCACCAUGCGACUGCGAGAUAGCAUCCUUCCCAUCCUCUCAUUCCACCUUCAUUUUCACUACCUCUUCUGCGAUAAAGAUUUCUACAAUUUUCUUUACGUGCCAAUUACAAGAGGAGUUCAAACCCUAAUCAUCUCCCACUCAGAUUACUCUCCGGCACUGCCUUCUUUCGUUCUAACCAGCGUAACCUUGUCGGUCCUCAAAUUGAAGAGGAUAAAAUUGAACGACGUUCCGUGCGUUGAUCUUCCCUCGCUCAAAGUCCUUCGCAUGAAACGUGUGACUUUCACAUGUUAUGCAUAUCUCCAAAAACUUCUAUCUGGCUGUCCCAUUCUAGAGGAGUUGGAAACAAAGGAUCUAAGAAUGAAAAUCCCUAAUCAGACGUAUGAUUUAGGUUUUGCAAUAUCCAAUUUGGUCAGAGCUAACAUUUCCAGUGAUAUCAUGAUUGGGCUUCAGUGGCUUCAUAAUGUGGAGCAUCUCCGCAUACAACUGAACUGGAAACCCAUUACUAGUAUAAGCGGCAUGUUUCACAAUUUAACCCACUUGGAGCUUAUGUUCAACUUUGACUAUCCAUCAUUGGUGAUUUUGAAGUGGCCUUGGCUUGUAAAACUGCUUAAAAAUUCCCCCAACCUUCAAACCCUUAUCAUUGAUCAGGUCUUUAAUCUUACCCGUUGCUAUGUUAACAAAUGGGAGGACCCAGAAGUUGUUCCAGAAUGCCUUUUAUCUCAUUUUACAACAUGCGAACUUAGAAAUUACACUCACAUAAAUUGCGAGCUUCCUUUUGCAAAAUAUAUAAUGCAGAAUUCAAGAGUACUAAGCACCAUGGCAAUUCAGACUGCCAACUAUGUAGACAAAAAUACAAAGCUUCAAAUGUUAAUAGAAUUAUCUUCGUGCCCAAGGAUUUCAGCCGCAUGUAAACUUUUAUUUACUUGAAUGAUACUUCAUAGAACAUGUGUUCAACAACAGUCCUAACCUUGUCACAAACUUACUAAUAUGAAAUUCUACUUUAUAAUUUCACUCUCAUUCACAAUCUUGUGAUGAUUUUUUUUUGUACAAUAAACAUAUCCUGUUUUUUAAUUUAUUUUUUUAUGAUAUAUGCAAUUUCAUGUUAUAAUUAGUGGGCAAUGAAGGGUGGUUGUGGGUGUAAGCAAUGGGAUAUGUCAGAGAAAUUGCAUAUGAAGUUAUUGGUAGAGAGCUAAGUAGAAAGAUGUAUUUAUGUUCUAGAAUAACAAUUAUACUCACAAGAUAAGUUCCUUUGGUUGACAUAGAAUUCCAAGGCGUAUUAGAUUGACUUGUCAUUAUUGUUUUGUUGGGCUAAUGUAAAAGAAUUGCAAGCUAUGCUUAAACUUUUUUGUAAGGAUGUAUAUGGCAGUUAGGGGAGAGAAAGAUUGAACGAUUUGAGUUGGGUAGUUUUCUAGACAUGUAAUUUAGUCAGGAAGGAAGGAAUUGUAUUCCUGUAGAUAUUAAAGGAAUUUUCUCUGCUACGAGACAACCAUGAUAUAAUUACUACAUAUGCAACCAAUGCUAUUGUUGUAAGUAUCAGCUCGCCAACCAGACCAGAGCAAAAAGGUUAGGUCAGGUGCUGCACCAAGAUUGUUUUGUAAGACCAAUCUAAGUAAUUGCAGAAAGAGACUCAAAAGGGUAUCAUGGGCUCCAAAAAAUGUCGUUGCAGAAAUUGCUUCAAAAGGUGUUUAUAGGAAAAGAAAAAGUUCUGGACUAUCUCCGUUUGAUAGAGUUACUUGGGAAAUAAUGACUGGAAUUCAGCAGAUGGACAAGAACAACUCCCUUCUGUUUCAAUUGCCUUGGAAUGGAUGUGUACAGGGUCUACUUUAUGACAAGACCUUGCUGGGAAAGCUCAUAGGUGAUAGUGAAAACUUUCAAGUAAUUGGAUGAGAAAUUAGGAUGCUGAUGGCAUGUCAUCUGAUGCCUGUAGCUUACAUACAUGUGGGCAGUCAAUCCACAUCCACAGAUGAGUUAUCUGAAAUCAUGUCACAGGAAAAUUUUGGGUUGGGACGUGCGAAGUUGCUCCAAAGCCGUUUGUGAUCAGAAAUUGCUGCUUCUCCUGAUGAUAUCACUGAUGGAGCAUCAUCUGCCUGUCUUCGUGACAGUUUGGUUGUGGAAGAGCGGUAUAGCAAUUGCAGGCAUAAACAAAGGUAUAACAAUUGCAGGCAUAAACAAAGGUAUAACAAUUGCAGGCAUAAACAGACUUAAGCCUAAAUAUGUUUAUGGUUUGACUUCAUCCUAGUCGAGCUGGUUAUAUUUUUUGUAUAGCUUGCAUUUUUUUUUAAUAAUGAAAAAAUAGGAUAUGAAGAAACCAGUGGUUUUGGUCAAUUCACAGAAACAACAUCUAAUUAUACGGAACCAUUGCUUUGUGAGGGUGUAAAAGACAGUUGGGGGAGAGAUAGAUUGAACUGUUUGAGUUGGGUAGUUUUCUAGACUUGUAAUUUAGUCGGAAAGGAAUGCAUUUGUUGCUUUCAAGAAAAAUAUACUUUGAUGAUUCAAAAUGGAAUGAUCUAUUUUUGUUUAACAUGACUGGAAAAUAUUCAAUAUUCAACAUAUAGUCUCUAGUAAACAGAUAUGUCUGGAAACUAGUCUGUGCUGUGUUACAUUUGAAAAAAAAAUCAUGUUUUGAAAAGUUUGUCAAGGUUCACAUUUGCCUAUUUCAACCAUUAGCAGGCAGUUCCAUUGCAGGAAAGUUAUAUUCGCAGAGCAGAAGCUCUUCAAUUGAGUCCACUAACAACACCUUUAGUCCACUAGCAACACUUGUCUCCCAACAAGGAGAGACUGCCAUCAGGUUUUCAAUUUGUCUCACUUGUGUAUUGUCCAUUAUUAGUUUAUUCCAAUACAAUUUGUGAUGUAUCUUACUAUUACAUACAAACUUACAUGGUUCAAAAAUAAUUCUGUGACCAAAUGAAUCUGAGGCAGUUAUUAAUCUUAAGAAAUGAGAUGCGUUAGGGGUUUCAUUUUAAUUAGCUUGCAUUAUGCAUAGGGAACCAUCGCUUUGGUAUGUGGUUAUUUGUGGGAGAUGAUUUGAUUAUUUAGUGUAUACCAUGAGCUGGUGGUCAUUUUGUUUGCAAUGUUGUUAGAAAUGUUUGUUUGUCUUCUUAUCGAGCCAAUAUAAUACUUGUUUAUGAAUCUAGCUAAUAUAAAAUAAAACACUGGGUGUAAGGUUGGUCGUGUGUGACUGUGAGAAUAAUGAGUUAUUUACUACAUAUUGACUAUAAAGUUGUGAUGCCAAUGCCAUGCUGUUAAGUUGCUUAUUUUGCUACUCAUGUGUAGAGAAACGACUUGCUUAAAAAUUUAGUAUCCUCUAGACUACAUGGUGAACUUUAUAAUGUAAAGUGAAAGUGGAUAACCAUCGAUGAAAAAGUUAAUAGAUUGAGUCAUGUUAACUUUAAGAUAAGUACUUUCACACUUGUACUUGAAAAAGGUUAUAAACCUAUAUUGCAUUCUAAUGAGUGGCUGUUGACUUGUCUUGUUCUCUAGCCUGCAUUCUACUCUUGGAGGGGUUAAAUCACAAGCAUAAAUCCCCUGAUUUUCCUUUUUUUUGACAAAUUGCUUUGGUUACUUUCUUGGUCCUAUUUGUUCCUGUAGAAAUGUAAUGGUCUUGCCAUGAACGAGAGAUCAGAUAUACCUAGGAGUAUUAUUACAUUGUAAACUAACUAGUGCAUUUUCUUACUGAAUCUUUGAAGAGUGUUGAUUUGAUAUUUUCUGAUGGAGAUGUUGGCGGUGGAUUUUUUUCCCCUUUCAAAUGCUUGGUUAGAUUCUCAUGAAUAUGAAAGGCAUUUUUUUUUGAUAAACUGAAAUCUAUGCUGUCAAACCUGUGAGAUGUAGGCGGCUAGAUUCAUCUCUAUGGUUUACACAAUGCCUGUUGUGUGACGAGGAAGUAGAGACAACUAUGCAUUUGUUCCUUCAUUGCAAGUUUGGAGUGUUGUAUUUAGAUGGGUGAAUGUGAUCCUAAUCAUCCCACAAGAUCUUUUCACAUUUUUUACAAUGUGGGAAUUUUUGUAGGAUACUGCUUGUGGAAGAUCUGUAUUUUAGUUUUGUAUGUAAAUAUGAUAGAUUGUUUUAUUCAGCAUUAAUUGUAGCAUUAACUGUUUUCUAUGUUGUAUUGGGGUAUUGGUUUAGGCAAGUAAACUCAAAUACUUGUAAGGUUAUGAUUGUGAUGGAUUGAUACCUCCUCCCUCUGUUCUUUUACAAGUCGUUUUUGUAAUUAUAAGGAAUUAUUAAUGUUAUUUUUUAUUAAA
Molecule: messenger RNA, 4541 nt
Organism: Lathyrus oleraceus (garden pea)
Lineage: Eukaryota; Viridiplantae; Streptophyta; Magnoliopsida; Fabales; Fabaceae
Product: F-box/FBD/LRR-repeat protein At4g26340
Exons: 3
Coding region: 61-1227 (388 amino acids)
Molecular function (GO): protein binding
Source: RefSeq, a predicted model, not a curated record